GAGCCUAAAGAAACCUAUCUCUAUAUAAAUUCAGUCACCUCGCCAUAACCAAAUCCCAAUCAAACCAUCGCAUCCCCUUUUCCCUUCUUUCAUCCCAGCUUCCAAACAUUGAGUUCCCCAAUAAAACCCUCUCAAGCACUACAAAAUGCCAUCUUACCUCAUCACGGGCUGCUCCCGCGGCCUCGGCCUCGAAAUGGCCUCUCAGCUAUCCAAAACCAGCGGAAACCUGAUCUUCGCAACCGCCCGCGGCGCUCCGACGGCAGCGCUCCAGAAGCUCAUCGAUGGCUCCGCUGGCCGUGUGAUUUACGUUCAGCUAGAUGCCGAGAGCCCAGAGAGCAUCAAGAGUGCUGUCGCUCAAGUCGAGAAGCAUCUAAACGGAAAGGGUUUGGAUAUUUUGAUCAACAACGCGGGCGUGAUGCCGUUUUCUAUGGGUGGGGUUGCUACGAUGGAUAACCUAAGCUCCACCUUCUCCACGAACGUGCUCAGCGUGCACCUCGUCACAAGCGCUUUUAUUCCCUUGUUGAAGAAGGGCACGGAGAAGAAGGUGUUCAACGUCUCCACAACCCUCGGCUCGAUAGCCCACGCUGCGACUUACCGCCAGACGCCUGCGCCCGCCUACGCAGUCACUAAGGCUGCGCUGAACAUGCUAACGGUGCAGUAUUCACUGGGGUACGAAGAUCAGGGGUUUACGUUUAUUGCGCUGAGUCCUGGGUGGCUCAAAACCGAUCUCGGAGGCGAGGGGGCGGAUUUGCCCGUGGCGGAUGGCGCGGAGGCGACGUUGAAGAUUGUUCAUGAGAAAGGGAAAGAAGAUACUGGGAAAUUCUUCAACAUCAAGAAAGCGGGGUGGGGGAAUGCGACGGGACUGAACUACUACGAUGGGAAGGAGGUUUCUUGGUAGAGACUUGGUUGGGUGGAGAUCGAGACUCGUAGGACUAAGCUUAGUAGUCAGAAUGAGAGAAGAGUAUUCAUAUACAGACUUU
Molecule: messenger RNA, 980 nt
Organism: Mytilinidion resinicola
Lineage: Eukaryota; Fungi; Ascomycota; Dothideomycetes; Mytilinidiales; Mytilinidiaceae
Product: short chain oxidoreductase
Exons: 4
Coding region: 146-898 (250 amino acids)
Molecular function (GO): oxidoreductase activity, acting on the CH-OH group of donors, NAD or NADP as acceptor
Source: RefSeq, a predicted model, not a curated record